UCGCCAGCUGAUUCAAAAGCCACAGGUCCCGUCAAAGCUCAGAAAGAAAGUAGAAAGUAGAUUCAGCUCGUGAGUUAGGAAAAGUAAUGAGUCACUCAUCAAAGACGGACUUUUCAAAAUCUUAACAAGGACGCAAAUACGGUGGAGUUUAAAAAGUUUUCCUCAGGAAGUUUCUUCUUGGUUUUAAUUGUUGGACAUGCCACCUCAAAUGGAUUACUUUUACCAAGAGUCAAGAGUCCCGUCUGUGUGCUUAGAGCAAGAGGACGUACUGGAGCAUACCAUCAGCUGUAUGCUGGUUGGAGAUGGUGCUGUUGGGAAAACUAGUAUGAUUGUCAGCUACACCACUAAUGGAUAUCCAACAGAUUACAAACAGACAGCUUUUGAUGUAUUCUCAGGACAAGUUCAGGUGGAUGGGACACCUGUGCGGAUUCAGCUGAUGGAUACUGCUGGACAGGAAGAAUUUGAUGAAUUCAGAUCAUUGUCUUACGCAAACACGGAUGUCUUCCUGCUCUGCUUCAGCGUGGUUAAUCCCACGUCAUUCCAGAACAUCACCAAAAAAUGGAUUCCAGAGAUUCGUGCGUGUAACCCGUCCUCUCCCAUCAUUUUGAUCGGAACACAAUCGGACCUUCUGUUGGACGUUAACGUUCUGAUAGACCUGGACAGGUACAAGGUCAAGCCUGUGAUAGGCUCACGGGCACGGAGCCUUGCUGACAAGAUCAGGGCCGCCGAGUACGUGGAGUGCUCGGCCCUGACCCAAAAGAACCUAAAGGAAGCCUUUGAUGCAGCAAUAUUUGCAGCUAUUAAACACAAGGCCAGGAAAACCAAAAAAAUGAGAUUGUCGGACAGACGCGCCAAAGCUUUUUCCAAAUGUAGCUGGAAGAAGUUCUUCUGCUUCAUCUGACCCCGUGGGUCAAAAUUUGAACUGUUUACGUAAUGUCUUAAUUUAUUUUGGACCGACGUUUUCUUACUGAAGUGCUUGAUGGUUGAUUUAGUUUAUGGGUGGAGUUGUUUGCUCUGUAGGGAACUUCCGAGGAACAGAGUGACAUUUGUGUGUUGUCUUAAACACUUUGGAUUAAGGAUGAUUUAAUGAAAUUCAUAUGCUGUAUAUGAAAAACAACUUGAUGAUUGACAGACCAAAGGCAAUGUUGGGGAAUCGUUUAAGAAAGCUACUCCCUUAGUCAUUUAUUGUUCACCAAAAGUACCCACCAUAUGUAAAUGAGAUGAAUUUGCAUGAGCUGGAUAGCUGCCUAUUCAAAGCUCUAUAGGAGCUCAUGUGGAGAUGUCUCUGAUGUUAGUGGAGACAAGACUGAGUAUCGGCCUUAUCUCCUUUGUCCUGGGUGCUACUCAGUCAGACAAACUCUUUUAUAUGCAACGGUCAACACUAAAAGCUGAUGUGCGAGUUGUCUCCAUCUUAAGUGAUUGUGGCCACAUAAAUGCAACAUCACGCUUGUGGUGACGCAGCUUGUUUAUCUGAUAAAUCUCAGCUGAGGAUUGUCUUGCAAAUUGGCGUGGUAAGAUAGGAUUAUUACGUUUGUGUGAAAAUGGUUUCCUGCAUCAGGGGGAAAUUUGCUAGGUCUGUUCCUGACUUCCAAAGUUGGUUUAAGCAUCGUGUGCAAAGUCAAACAUAUUUGUAAAGCAGGGAGAUGACACGCACAGAUAAAAAAGCCCGGCCCAUUUAGUUGAGUUAGGUUAUGCGUUUUUUUUUAUCUUAAAUGGAGAAUUCAUUGAUCUAUUACAGACAGUGUGUACUUAUCACAGAGUAAACAACACUGUCUUUGUUAUAAAUGUGCUUCUUGUGGAAGAUAUCUUUUUUUUUUAAUACUGUUUGUUUUUAACAGUUCUGCUUUAACAGUUUUAACUGUUCUGUUUUGAUGCCCCAGGCAAGAAGGAUGUAACGCUCCAUCAUUUUAUCUGUUUGUCUUCACUGUUUUUGUUUCGCCUUUCGAUCAAAUUCAAGCAGCACUUUUAUGCAGCAUCCCCUACAGUGUUUCUUUGCAUUUUCUUAAAAGACAUUUUAAAUGGCAAGAUAUUUGUAAUACACUUUCAGCGCUGUUUUAUAAUGUAACGAUUGAUUGGAUUUAUCAUUUUAACCCACUGCUAAGUGUUAUAUGUAAAACUUGUUCAUUUACAUAAUCUUCUAAUGUUCCUUUUAUAUAUGAAAUAAAUGAACAAGAUUUAAAAAGAGAUCUUGCUUUCGUCUGAAAUCUCAACACAAGUGAUGAUGUAAUAAGCUGAUGUUACAAUAUGAAAGGAAUUAAUUACACUGAAUGAUAAUUGUCAGGGAUGACUAACAUUUUCUCUUUCAUUAGUAAUUAAAUGUCUAAGUUGGAUCUUGUGUGAUUAUGAGAACAAAUAUUACUUUAUUUGCACAUGCUAUGAGCUACAAAAUUAUUUACACAGCGUUAUUAGAGAUCAGAAUACACUUCCAAAGAGCCUGAGAACUUCAUGUAAAUGGUCUUACAAAUAUGUUAAAAGGGUGUAAAUGAGACAAACAGAGAUGGGUGCAGAAGGUAUAUUAAUACAUUGUGAACUCACACUUCUGUGCUCUGAGAUCUCAUGCUGAUGAUAUAGCUUUGCUUUAUGUGGAAAAGUAAUUCACCUUGAAGUGUAAAGAGAAGUGGAUGGCGUCAUUGUCUUUUCAUAGUUUCAAAGCCAAGAUCAACAUUUCUUUUUGGAUCACUAAGAUUGCAAGGUAUAUGCAACUUUAAAAAUGGCAAAACAUCACUUUAAAAUAAAAAGUGUUCCUAAUUUUAACGGAGAAACUUGUCAAAAUGCCACAGUAAAAAAAAACAAAUUGGUAGUUAAAAACGUUAUAUUUAUUUAAACAUUACAU
Paramisgurnus dabryanus is the source of this 2833-nucleotide messenger RNA. Lineage: Eukaryota; Metazoa; Chordata; Actinopteri; Cypriniformes; Cobitidae. The record is from RefSeq and is a predicted model, not a curated record.